CCGAUCACCAUGGCUUCGGCGUCCCAGGUUCUCAGCUCUUCCUCGCCAAUGUCGCCGACGUCUUCGUCCUUUCUGUUUCAUAUCCUUUUUAUUUGCUCUUUCUCUUCGAUUUCAUGUGAUUUACAGUUUCAUUCCUUUGUUUUGCUUGAAAAUUCCAAGUUAUUUUAAAAUUAGUAUAUGCUACUCUCCCGUGGGAGUUUCGAACAUCAAGGCCACAUCCAUGAGGAGUUUUCUUGGGAAAACUCAAAACAUAUCCAUAGCAAACAUAAAAGAUGGAUGAAGAACAUACCAUGGAACUGAGUUUUUUGUGCUCAGUUUCCCAUUCCAUCAAUCAUGACUUGCCCUUUGGACUGACUUUGGAAACAAACAUGAACACCUUCUCUUUGAAUCCAGCUUUCCUCUCCUUGACAUCUCCCAUGGUGGGACUAACAUAUGCCUUCAUCUUCACAGCCUUUUUUGCUACAAGACUUUGGCCAAGCAAGAAGGGGGGGAUUGAGAGAGGACUUGGAGGAGGAGAGAGACACCCGGAGUUCCUUCUUUUGGUGAGGUUUACUCCUCAUGAAAGUAUAUGUAGCGGCUACAUUGCCCUGAAUGCCAUCCAACGACGGCAUGCAAAAGUUUCUACUGGUGACACCAUAUCUGUGAGCAGAUUUAUUCCUCCAGAUAAUUUUAACCUUGCAUUGCUUACACUUGAGCUGGAAUUUGUGAAGAAAGGGACUAAGAAUGAGCAGGUUGAUGCUGUUCUGCUGGCUACACAGUUAAAACAGAGGUUUAACCAGGUUAUGACCGCAGGCCAAAGAGUUUCCUUUGAGUAUCAUGGUAAUAAUUAUAUUUUUACUGUCAAUCAAGCUGUUUUAGAGGGCCAAGAAGCAUCUAAUGCUCCUGAAAGGGGGCUGAUUUCAAAUGAGACAUAUAUUAUCUUUGAGGCAUCAAAUUCAAGUGGAAUAAAGAUUGUAAAUCAGCGUGAAGCUGCCAGCAGCAACAUCUUCAGGCAAAAGGAGUUUAAUCUCCUGUCACUGGGUAUAGGAGGCUUAAGCAAUGAGUUUGCUGAUAUAUUUCGAAGAGCUUUUGCUUCUCGGGUUUUCCCUCCCCAUGUGACAAGCAAAUUGGGGAUUAAGCAUGUAAAAGGCAUGCUACUUUAUGGACCUCCUGGCACCGGAAAAACUCUCAUGGCCCGUCAAAUUGGAAAGAUGUUGAACGGAAGGGAACCAAAGAUUAUUAAUGGCCCUGAAGUUCUAAGCAAAUUUGUUGGUGAAACUGAAAAGAAUGUUAGGGAUCUAUUUGCUGAUGCAGAGAACGAUCAACGGACUCGUGGUGACCAAAGUGAUUUGCAUGUCAUAAUUUUUGAUGAAAUUGAUGCUAUCUGUAAGGUACUGGAUUUAACAGCUUUAUGUUAUGCCCUUUAACUUGAGAUUGGGAGUAGCAUGAUGUCUACAGUGAGGACCAAUAUUUCGAGUACUUACCCCUUAACUUGAGAUGCUAUCUGUAUAUGUUGAACUUGAAUGUGUUUAUACAAUAAUUGUCUUGUCCUUUGACAGGUAGGGUCAACCCUCCUUAUCUUUUCUUAUUCCCCUCUGAGCAAGUUCUGGAGAAUCUGGUUAAAUAAGGGACACCUACAUAGUUUUCUGGGUUUAGGUGCCACGGUACCCAGUAGGCUAGGGCUAUUAGUUAUAAUCUUUAUGUGAUUAUAUCGCACAAAUCUCAUUGGAAUCCUUAUUUUUUUCUUAUCUUGAUAAUAUUGAUGGUGAUAUUACUCUCUGGAAAUCCUUUUGAUGAUCAUGAAGGCAAUGGAUAAUUCUUUGGCUUAUGGCCUAGCCCCACGGGUAUAAGUACUAGUAGUAUUGCUGGAUGCUGCCAUUGUUCUGAAUAUACUCCGUAUUGAGAUAAGAAAGGACUUCCUUUGGUGACUCCUUAUCAAUCUCUAUCUUUACCUUGUAUAAUUCUAUUCUAGCUUUUGGGUUUGGUCACUUCAAUAUCUUCUCAUCAAGUCUUGUUCUAGUUAACUAAAUGUUGUGCCCCUUAAUUUCCUGUUCAUUGUCACUUUGGGAACAUGAUGUUCUUUAAUAUACUAUCACUAGAUGA
Rubroshorea leprosula is the source of this 2082-nucleotide messenger RNA. Lineage: Eukaryota; Viridiplantae; Streptophyta; Magnoliopsida; Malvales; Dipterocarpaceae. The record is from the annotation of a GenBank genome assembly.